Macrobrachium nipponense is the source of this 6491-nucleotide messenger RNA. It is a transcript of the gene Nct, whose product is annotated as nicastrin-like. Gene Ontology annotation, cellular component: plasma membrane. Gene Ontology annotation, biological process: protein processing; Notch receptor processing. The transcript has a single exon. Bases 28 to 2106 code for a protein of 692 amino acids. The record is from RefSeq and is a predicted model, not a curated record. NCBI's taxonomy places the organism in Eukaryota, Metazoa, Arthropoda, Malacostraca, Decapoda, Palaemonidae.
GUCUACCCCUUCCCUGUCAUAACAAAGAUGGCGACGAGUACUAUGACAGUGGCAGCCUUUUUGGCUAAAGUUUUAUUGCUCUCCCUCUGUUUUGUAAUCUCGAGGAGCGAAAGGGUCAAGGAAAAGAUCUACGAUAAGAUCCAGAGUGACAUGGCGUGCUUCAAGAGGUUCAACGGCACCCAUGAAAUCGGCUGCACCUCGAAAUUCAAUGGCAACAUUGGAGUGAUUCACGUUAUCAACAACAGGUCUGAUUUGGACUGGGUGCUGGACAAAGGACCCCACCAUCCCUAUAUGUUAGCCCUGACGCCCGAGUUCCUGACCGUGAGUAAUUUGCGAGAUGCCCAGGAUUCGGGCAAAGUGUCAGGAGUCGUCGUUUUGGUGCACGAAGGGUUCGACCCCGAGAAAAUGCUGACCUCAGGAUUCUCUGGCGACUACCCAUGCCCCAACGAAGAGUACGGUCUUUAUAAUCACUCGAGUGACACGGAAUACACCAAUUACUGUCAGAAGAACCCGUGGAACCCGCCAGGUUCUGCUCUUCUCUUUUCCAACUGGGAAUUCCCGAUCUUUCUCAUUGAUAAUCAGACCUCUGUGAGUAAUAUCAUUACCUGUUAUGAGGAAUUUAAUGCACCUAAAGAUGGAGAACCACGGUCUUGGCCCCUGUGUGCUCUCGAACUGAAAUCUCACAUGUUUGGAACAACAAACACGGAAGUCUGCAUGAGACGCGCUACUCUCCCAAGUCUGUUCAGCACGGUUAACUUCUGUGACCCUCUCUACGACUUCAAUAUAUGGGGCACUGUUAAGCCGAUGAAUGCUUCAGAAGAUCUGGCCGACCAGUCUGUAAUUAUUGUUGCAGCAAGAAUGGAUGCAGCAUCCAUGUAUGACAAUAUCUCCCCAGGAGUAGCUUCUGCAGUUGCUGGAUUGGUUACACUAAUGUCUACAGCAGAAGCUAUUAACAGACAUAAGGAAGAGAUCAUGGCCGCUGAAAGUAACAAAAACAUCAUGUUUAUUCUUUAUCAAGGAGAAACUUGGGAUUACAUCGGCUCCUCUCGUAUGGUAUGGGACAUGGAGAAGGGGGAAUUUCCAUUCCAAAAGCAAGAGGAUAUAUCAGAUCAGAUGUCUCAAAUCAAUUUCACUCACAUUGAUUACUUCAUUGAAAUUUCACAGGUUGGAAAGAUGGAAGAGAAACGUUUGUAUCUUCAUACCGAUCCAGUUUCUAAUAGUGAUCCUGUGAUUAAUUCACAGACUGGGAUACUGGUGACAGCUUUCAACAUGUCGGUUUCAAACUCCAGCAGUGGCAUUAUAUUUGAAAAGGCCCCAGAAGAAGCACCUCUUCCUCCAGCAUCUUUUCAGAGUUUCUUGAAGCAUGUCAACAUAUCUGGUUUGGUUAUUGCUGAUCAUAAAGGAAGUUUUAAGAACAAGUUUUAUCAGACAGUAUUUGAUGAUCAUCGAAACAUUAAAGGAGAAGUCUUAGCAGAUGUUGCCAGUGUUUUAGCAACAACACUUUAUACCAUGGUGGUUGGCAGAGAAUAUAAGGAGAUAAUUGCUGAUAAAAAUUUUACAGAAGUUUUGCUGGACUGUUACUCAAAAAAUGCAAGUUGCUCAAUGUUUAAAGACUUUGGUGGAUACUUGUUGAAAAAUGAAAUGAAUGAUGGUAAACCUGCUAAGAUGUAUGUUAAUGUCAAGAGAGGAGAAACUGGAAGAACUUAUGUCACAAGCAACAUUUUUGCAAGAGUCAUGGGAGAGGAAGUGGAUUUGAAUGAAACUGAAUGCAAGUCCAAUAGUUUUUACCAAGUAUAUCAAUAUUUUUAUCUUCCUAGGGUUUCCAAUGGUACAUGUUACCGAACAACUGCUAGAAAGACUGAGGCCAUGAGCCCUGCUUUUAUGAUUGAAGACUAUGACUGGCAGUCAGGGAUGUAUUCAACUUGGGCUGAAAGUGGAUGGCAAGCAAUUGAUGCCAUGUUAUUUCUCCGCCCAUCAGUAGUAGAAGAAGUGGCCUUAGUGUGCGGCGGUGUUGUUUCAAUUGUAACUUCAUUUGCGCUUGUAUAUUUCAUGAACUCUAGGUCAGACUUGCUUUUUGGGUUACCAACACCACCAGCUGCAUGCUAGGUUGAUAAUUCCAUUUGUAAAUAGGCUAAGACUGAAAUGUGAUUGAGAAAUAUCAGUGAAUGUGAAAAACAGUUGAGCAUUUCCCUGGGUGAAAUAGACUUUUAUAUAUCAAAAUGUCAUUUACCAAUGAACAGUGGCAUUUUGUAGUAAAGUUGUCUUGUGAUACUGAUGAUUUUAUUGUGUCGUACUGGCUGUAAAGCUAAAAACAUGCCUUUUUUUUCUUGCUUUAUCUAAUUUUAAGUUUCUAUUUAAAGUUUUUAAUUUACAUUAACUUUUGGAUGGUUAUUGAUAUUAACGAGAUCUCGCAUAGACAAAGUAUUAUACAUUUCCACACUAUAGUAUUUGGACUUGUGCAUCAGGGAUAUUUGUAAGUAUAGUGUGGUGAUGUGUGAAAUAAACUAAAAGCAUUACAAAAUAUAACAUUAUGAAAUUUUUGGUACUGAAGUGAAAUUGAUGAUGUUUAUGCAUAAUUAUUUGUAAGAAUAAGUAGUAGCUUAAUAGUACAAUGUACAUCUUGGUUUUCAUGUGAAUUAAAUUUUGAACCUUCACAAAAUGUGAAUAUCUAAACGUGGACAUAAUUUUUUUUGUGGUGUGCCAUUAUUUAUGUGCUGUACUGUAUAUUACCUUAACUUUCCCACUUGAAACAUUUGUUGAAAUGUCUGUUGCCAUGAACAUGUUGCAGUAUUGUAGGAAGUGAGUGCAUUUCCAAGUUAUUGGGUACUAUUAUUGUAUGAGAGGAAAUGGGUUAAGUACCAGAUUACACAACAUAAGGUUUUGAACUGUAGAUGGUAAUGCAUUUAAUUAACAAGAGAAUGUGUGGUACUUGCACAGAAAAAUCUCAAUGUAUCCUCAUGCUUUUGGAAAAAGUAUACCAUAUUUAUUGAACUGGUCAAGCUGAAACCCGUGCAGAGAAGUUUUGUAAAACAUGCAGAAGUAUAGUGUAUUUUCAACACUUGCUGUGUUGAAAUAAAUGUUUGUACUGAUCCAUUUGUUGGAGAGUUCUUUAUGUCUUGUCUUUGUAGAGUGUGCGUCAAGUGCUUAUAUCUUCUUUUUAUUCUUUCGUAUCAAUAUGGUGUUCAAAUGAUACCAUGGCACACAGCUGUUUGAUUAUUUGAAUAAUGAUGAGCAUGCAUCAUAUUAUUAGCAUCAGUAUCACUGAAAUUUGGCCGAUAUUGAAAAAUCUUACGUAGAAAGUGACAAAGUCUUAUAAUUAACAAAGUUCAUACCGUCAAAUACUCUUAAGGGGCUAAUGUAUUAAAAAUUGUUUUUCUUAACAUUGAAAGUUCCUAGGUUUAGUAGAUGGAUGGUUAGUGAACUCUCAGUAAUGUUCGCUGAGAAGGGAAACCAAUCUAGGAGAGUGGAUGUUAGCAGUGGAGCUGCUCAUCAGGGUGUGUGAAAAUGGUAUAUUGGAUGACUCCUUCAGUAAUUCAGCUUCUACUUACAUAUCAAGGACAAGUUCUUUUUUAUGUUUUGCUUCCCUUUAUGCCUGAACUUGAGAGGAUUUUGUGAAAGAAAUUUAUUAAAGUUAUUAAAUAGCUGUCAUAUUUGCAUGUUGAUGAGUAGCCAAUUCAUUCCAGACUUUUAACAAUUUCUCAGGAGGAGUAGGUCUGCUAUAGUAUCUCUUUCAUUUUGCAUCACCAAAUUACAGAGAUUGAAUUCUUAUUUGAGGGCUGUUAGUAAGGUUUUGGUUUUAUAUGAUUCUUAAAUCUUUUAGGGCUGUCUUGGAAGUUUUUUUUUUCUAUAGAAAAAUGAAGCAUGGACUCCCAUGUCUAAUAAAUUGGUAAGAAUAGUUUGCUUUUAAAUCUAGACUUGGUAGACAAAAGUCUUGGAAAGGGUUUUGUAGUCAGAAUAUGUCAUUUUCUGUUGGUUGAGAUUAGAACUGCUACUUGAAGUAUGUUUUGUGAUGAAUAUUACAUACACUGCUUAGGUAUUAAUGGAGACUGAACACUGAUGGAUGGUUGUCAAUUUUCCUGUUUAAGUGAAACUCAUGCAUCAUGGAAGCUUAGUUGGCUCAUUUGUUAAUUUUGCUGUUUGCCAGGUGGAAAAUUUUCUAAUUGUAUCUUGCUUGAACAUACAUGAAUAUUUAAAAGACCUUCAGUUAUCUUUUCUGUGCAGACUACCCAGUUGUAUGGUUGGGCAUGACCAUUAGUAAUUGUAGCAAGUUCCAGGAAACUUCUGGUGCAGUGGCUCAUUCUUUGUGCAUGCCCAUGAUUAAAGAGCACCUUCUUUUUUUAGUUAUUAUCCCCGCUAGCUUUUCUUUGCUCUUUUGUACUGACUGGAUGGUAACCGUUUUAUCCAUGCCUCACUGGUUAUAAUUGAAUCAUUUCAUCAGUUUCUACAGUUUUUCACUCAAGUUUAUCCUUUCAUUUGUAAACAUUUUUUACUUUGCUGUUGUAUCACUGUUGGCAUGAUUUACUUAUAAUUGGCAGAUUUACUUAUCCAGUUUUGUUAGGAUAAGGUUUUAUUCCCUGAACAAGUAUGUAUAGUACUUUUUGUUUAUUCUGAGAGGCAUACAAACUUUAGCUACUCACUCAGUUUUGUAUCUUAAGAAAAAUACAAAUUACAUUUAGUACCCUUUUAAGUGAUACUUUUUCCAACAAUUUUUGUUUUAUUUACUGAUAAUUAAGUCCCCCAGUGAGGUGUAUAUCUCAGCUGCAAUUAUGAAGUUCAAUUCUCCAACUGUUAUUUAUGAGAACUGCUAAAUCACACAAAUAAAUCAUGGCUGUUGUCUGGUGUAGUUAUGUUUUAGAUUAUUUGUGAUUCUCCUCAGAAUUAUUUUUGGAUCAGUUGAAAUAAAUUUGUAAUCAGACACAUCCUAAAACUAUCUGUUCAAAGAGUUUUUAAGUGAAUAUUUUUUUUACACUAUGUCCACUCAGUAGUCCAGCGUUACUGUAUGUGGCAAGGGAAGAUUAAAUUUCCCUUUUUCAUCUGUCUUCAGUUACCAGUUCUUUUUAUAUAUCUGCUUGUUUCCAUUCUGUCUUUGAACAAGGAAAAUUGUAGCUUAACUUUUCUUUUGUGUCAGAUUUCUGGUUUUCAAGCUCCUCCAGCUUUGAGAAAUCAUAUUGUUCAAAUUAUUAAGUGGCAGAUUUUAUAAUGCAUAGCUAGUAGAAUUAAAAACUCUAAUUGUAAAUUCUCUUUCCUUAAAAAGAUUUUUUUUUAUUUUUUGCAAUGGCUUGCAUACAUACAUACUAUUGCAAUUUUUUCUUUAGUUUGUGGGAGUAAGAAAUAAUAGCUACCGUAUUUUUCAAACUGGCCUGUUGCUAAAUUAAUUAUUCUUUGAAGGUUCUUUAUGCUUUUAUUGUGACAAGUAUUUUAUUACUGAAGCAGGUUGUAAAUUAUAUUUGUAAUUAAACACAUUCCAUAUCCCUUGGAACUGGCUUUAGAGUGUAUCUUAGCUUGUCUGUAAUCUUGACUGAUAGUCACAGAUGUCAGUCAUCUUUGGUUGUAUACAGUUAUCAUUGAUGAAAAAGGCAACAUUUGGUAUCAGAAGCACUUCUGUCAUGUUAUGGUGUAUGUAGUUUGCAGCAGCAUAGGUAACCUUUUUAAAAAAGAUGUGUGUCUUUAAAAUUCUAAUGAGCAAUUUGAUAUGGUCCUGAAUGUGAAUCCUUAAAAAAUUUGAUUCUAUUGUAUGUUGUUUCUCCAAAGCAUAUGCACAGGUGCUUUAUGUAUUUAUUUUAUCCUUGAGAUUGGUACUCCAUUUGUAAAGGCAUAAUUCAGUUUUCUUUAUUAGAGAAAUAAUCAUGCCUUUACAGUUUGUUUCCAUGUUCCAUUUCUUUAUUGAAAUUUGAAGGUGCAUAUUGAUAUACAAAGUUUAUUCUCUUAUUUAAGGGACACUUCUUAAAGUAGCUUGAAAAUUUUGUUUCAGAAUGAAAAGUUAUGGGUUGUUUAGCAUGUAUGUUUUGAGUAGAGUUUUCAUCCCAUUUAGGUCCUGUUUUAGGUUCUUAGAUGUUCUGUGCAUUCCUUUUUCUCGCUGUAACCUUUAGGUUCUGUGCAGGCACCAGUUGUCUUCAUGGAGAUCUUUUGGGGAUAAUCUACAUUCCAUAUAAUUGUUUUGGGUAGUUUAACAUAUAUUACUGUUCUUGUUUUAAUGGUAAAUAUCUAUGUAAAUGCUAGUUCAAGGCUGAAUGUCAUUAUUCAUCCUUCUAGCUGUGUCUCAUUUCAUCAUUUGUAACAGGCAUUUACCUUUUUUUCACUUUUAUUUUGGAGAACCAGAAACAGUGUGAUAUACCUCUUUGGAUAUUUGCAUUUUGGUUCUGGGAAUGAUUUUCUACCUGCAAUUUUUUAUUGUACCAAAGAAAUAGAUGACAUGACAAAUCUUUUGUAAUAUUAGUAGUGUGUGCUAUGUAAGCUGUAUAAUUGCUGUAAAUAAAUAUUUUUUAACUUUC